Messenger RNA from Rodentolepis nana, 981 nucleotides. NCBI's taxonomy places the organism in Eukaryota, Metazoa, Platyhelminthes, Cestoda, Cyclophyllidea, Hymenolepididae. The record is from the annotation of a GenBank genome assembly.
AUGACCUCGGAUUUGCCUUGGAUUGAAAAAUAUCGCCCAGAGUCGCUCAGUGAAUUGAUGAGCCAUGAAGAAAUCGUGAAGACAAUUCGAAGAUUUCUGGAUCAAGGAAAAUUACCACAUUUCUUGUUCUAUGGUCCACCCGGAACUGGUAAAACAAGUACUAUUCUUGCUGUUGCGAAGCAGCUAUUCAGUCCGAAGGAAUUUUCUUCGAUGGUUUUGGAAUUGAAUGCCUCAGAUGAUCGGGGAAUUGGCGUAAUUCGUGAGCAAGUUUUAACAUUUGCAAGUACAAAGACUUUAUUUUCUGGAAAAUUUAAGCUUAUUAUUUUGGACGAAGCAGAUGCUAUGACUAAAGACGCACAAAAUGCUUUGAGAAGAGUUAUUGAAAAAUUCUCCGAGAACACGCGUUUCUGCCUUAUCUGCAACUAUCUCUCGAAAAUAACCCCCGCAAUUCAAUCCAGAUGCACUCGAUUCCGUUUCCCCCCAGUCCCAAAAGCCCACAUGUUUAAACGACUUGGCGAAAUAGCAGAGAAUGAGAGAGUUCAGCUUACUGAAGAUGGCAAGGUGGCUAUCCAUCGUUUUUCUUCAGGUGACAUGCGUAUUGCUAUCAACUUGCUUCAGAGCGCUUCGAUGUCCUGCAGUGUUGUUGAUGAGGCUGGUGUUUAUGCCUGUACAGGUUACCCGAAUCCAAGUGAAAUGAAGAGGCUUCUUGAAUCCUGUCUAAAUGACUCUCUUACUGAGGCUUUCAAGAAAAUCUCCGAAAUCAAAAUGGAAAAGGGUAUAGCAUUACAGGAUAUUGUCUCCGAACUGAGUCCCCUUAUCAUGCGUUUGAAAAUGCCAGAUAGUAUUAAGAUAGGUUUGGUAACGAUGCUCUCUGAAGUGGAGUACCGAAUGUCCUAUGGCGCUUCAGAAAAACUCCAACUAGGAGCUCUAUGUGCCGCUUUUGCUGAUGCGCGAGAACAUUUAGAGGCAAUGGAUAACUGA